Molecule: messenger RNA, 1231 nt
Organism: Pygocentrus nattereri (red-bellied piranha)
Lineage: Eukaryota; Metazoa; Chordata; Actinopteri; Characiformes; Serrasalmidae
Gene: snrpa
Product: small nuclear ribonucleoprotein polypeptide A
Exons: 6
Coding region: 1-846 (281 amino acids)
Biological process (GO): mRNA splicing, via spliceosome
Cellular component (GO): U1 snRNP
Molecular function (GO): U1 snRNA binding
Source: RefSeq, a predicted model, not a curated record
AUGGCCGCCCCGGAGCUCCGUCUGAACCACACCAUUUACAUCAACAACCUGAAUGAGAAAAUCAAAAAAGAUGAACUGAAGAAGUCGCUCUAUGCCAUUUUCUCCCAGUUUGGGCAAAUCCUGGAUAUCCUUGUGUCCCGCACCCUCAAGAUGAGGGGUCAGGCCUUUGUGAUCUUCAAAGAGGUCAACAGUGCCUCCAACGCUCUGAGAUCUAUGCAGGGUUUCCCAUUUUAUGAUAAACCUAUGCGCAUUCAGUAUGCCAAGACAGACUCUGACAUUAUUGCAAAGAUGAAGGGUACGUAUGUGGAGCGGGACCGUAAGAAGGAGAAGAAGAAAGUUAAAGGUCCUGAUGCUGCUGCCUCAAAGAAGGCUGUGCCUGCUGCUGCUCCUGGCAUGCCUGGAGUUCCUGCUGCUAUACCUGGAAUGCCUCCAAUGAGUCAAGCUCCUCGUAUGAUGCCAAUGCCAGGCCAGCCUCCUUACAUGCCUCCUCCUGGUAUGAUGCCACCACCUGGUAUGGCCCCUGGACAGAUGCCCCCGGGUGCUAUGCCUCCUGGCCAGAUGAUGCCGGGGCAAAUGCCAGGACAGAUGCCUCAGCAGGUCUCGGAGAACCCACCAAACCAUAUCCUGUUCCUCACCAACCUUCCAGAGGAGACAAACGAGCUCAUGCUGUCUAUGCUCUUCAAUCAGUUCCCAGGGUUCAAAGAGGUGCGUCUCGUUCCUGGUCGUCAUGAUAUCGCAUUUGUGGAGUUUGACAAUGAAGUGCAAGCAGGUGCAGCUCGGGAAGCACUGCAGGGCUUCAAGAUCACUCAGACCAACGCCAUGAAGAUCUCCUUUGCCAAGAAAUAAUCUGCUGGAAAUUAUCACUUGCUAGGGCAGUUCACCUUCUACUGUGUAGUUGCAUUCAGGGUCAAGAGGUAAAUCUGGUCAUUAGCGAUGGUCAUGUCAGUGUUGAGUGUCCCUAUGAGCAAACUUUCUGAUAACCUGAGAGAGGUAAGGACUAUUUCAUACAGACGACACAUUCAGCUUGUUUGUUUUCAAACCCUUGUCAAGAGGAUGAGCCUGGGAAUCUGUAAGUAGUUUUUUGUUUGGUUUUUUAUUAUAUUUUUUGUUUUAAAUCUCUGUUCAAAAGCAUUGCACCCAGAGUCUGCAUUCCCAGACACUGUACCUGGAGCUUUUUUUUUUAUUUUAAUUUUUUUAUAUAUAUAUUAAAAAUGUUCUUUUUGAACACGCA